AGUGGGAGGUUAGGAAAUGUCAGGUUGUCCCUGCCUUGUGCCCUGGGCCCGGUGCCCUGGGCCGGUUGCCUGAUGGCCCGCUGUUCGGUGAGCGCCGGGGAUUACUUAGAGCUGGGACGGCGAUGGCACCAGCUGCGUCAAGACUGCGAGCGGAAUCCGAAUUCGGGUCGCUUCCGCGGCGAGCGCUCGCCCAAUACUUGCUGCUCCUAAAGCUGUAUCCGGUGUUUACCAAAGCCGUCAGCAGUGGCAUCUUGUCAGCCCUUGGGAACCUUCUGGCCCAGAUGAUUGAGAAGAAACAGAAAAAAGACUCUCAAAGCCUAGAUGUCAGAGGGCUUCUCAGAUAUUUAGUUUAUGGAUUCUUUAUCACAGGUCCACUGAGUCACUAUUUCUACCUCUUCAUGGAGUACUGGAUCCCUCCUGAGGUUCCCUUGGCCAUUGUCAAGAGGCUCCUUCUGGAUCGCCUGCUCUUUGCACCAGCUUUUCUGCUGCUGUUCUUCCUCAUCAUUAACUUGUUGGAGGGGAAGGAUGCCAGUGCCUUUGCCGCCAAGAUGAGGAGUGGCUUCUGGCCUGCACUGCAAAUGAACUGGAGGAUGUGGACGCCCUUGCAGUUCAUUAACAUCAACUAUGUGCCCCUGCAGUUCCGGGUGCUCUUUGCCAACAUAGCAGCUCUGUUCUGGUAUGCCUACCUGGCCUCUCUGGGGAAGUGAUGUCAGACACACCGUGGAUGAGGUCUGGGGAAAUCCACCCACAGCAGGAGAGAUCAGAAUCCAUCAUUCAGGACAUCAUCUGACUAAAUUUUGUGAUUCAAAGAUGCCUUAAAAUUACAGAGGGAGCAAAUGUAUGUGUUAGUGUCCGAAUCUCGUGUUUAGAGAGAUGGCACCAGACUCAGACAGUAGGUAAUCUUUAUUUGUCACUGUAAGCAAGGUAAAGUUCAAUAAACAGUAAUGCAGCUGUU
This is a messenger RNA of Chionomys nivalis (European snow vole), 955 nucleotides long. RefSeq names its product peroxisomal membrane protein 2 (gene Pxmp2). NCBI's taxonomy places the organism in Eukaryota, Metazoa, Chordata, Mammalia, Rodentia, Cricetidae. Bases 123 to 707 code for a protein of 194 amino acids. Gene Ontology annotation, cellular component: cytoplasm; membrane. The record is from RefSeq and is a predicted model, not a curated record. The transcript is spliced from 5 exons.